AUGACUACAAUACAACAACAGCAACAACAACAAAUAUUACAACAACAACAACAACAAUUAAUUAGAGAUAAAUAUAAAAAUAAAAUAGAAGAAUUAAAUAUUCAUUUAAAACAAUUGAAUGUAACAAAGAAUGAAUAUCAAAAAUUGAUUGAAAAGUUAAAGGUUAUGCCUGAUACUUUGUCACAGAAAGUUCAUGUACCGUUGGGAAGAUAUGCAUUCUUUGAAGGUACUGUUACCAAUACAAACGAGAUUAUGAUAUUGUUGGGUGAUAAUUACUUUGCUGAGAGAUCAUGUAAACAGACAAUCGACAUCAUACAAAGAAGAGACAAUGACAUUGACUUUUCAAUUAAAAAUAUAAAUCAACAGAUUCAAUCUUUACAACAAAGAUUUGAAAUUACAACUAAUCUAUCAAAAUAUUUACAAACAAAAGAAGAAGAAGAUAUCAUUGAAAUUAAGGAGGAAUAUGAUUCAGAUGAAGAGAGAAAGAAGGAAAAGAUAAAGAAAUCAUUGGAGGAACAGAGAAUCAAAGAUAAUGAAAAGAUAGUACCAAAGCAAAAGAAAAAUACCAUGGGUGAUAAAGAGUUGGAUGAGAUGUUUAGUAGAUUGUUGGAGUUGGAAGCAGAGGAAGAACAGCUUGGCUCAGACUACGAAGAAGACGACGAUCAAGAAGAUCCGAGAAACAAGAUUGGAGCAGAGGAAGAGUAUUCCGAUCUCGAUGAGGAUGACGACGAGAGUAACUAUACAAAGAUAAAGAAAGGACAGAGAAAGUCGGCAUCCGAAGAGUAUGGCGAUGAUCAAGACUAUGAUAAUGCUGAUGACGAUGGUUACGAAGAGGUCUAUGAAUAUUACGAUGAAGAUGGCAAUAGAGUAGAGAUGACCGCUGGUGAGCAUAACGAUGCUGACAUUCAAUAUAUUGAAGAGUAUGACGAUGUUGAACCAGCAGAUAAUGAAGACAACGGAGAUGAUGACGCUGAAUAUGAUGAUAAUAACGAAGAGGAAUUCAACGUUAAAGAUUCAUUAGAGAUAAAGAACUAUUUAGAACAAAGAAGAAAGAAUUUCAAUAUUACAUCAACACCUACAACAACAACAUCUACAACAUCAACAUCUAGUUCAUAUAAACAAUCACAAUCACCAAAGUCUAUAUUAAAGACACCUUCACAAAUGGAUUUACACGAUGAAAACAAUCCUAUUGAUUUUAUAAAGAAAGUUAACAAACAAGUUAGUUUUAACAAUGCUAAUAAUGUAAAAGAAAUAUCAACACCAAAUCCACCAAAAAAUCAAGCAUUCUCUGGUGAUAUCAUAGAAAAGAAUACCGAUAGUUUUGAAGAAGAAGAAGAUAUAAAACCAGUUGAACCUGUAGUAAAUCAACCAGAACAAAAAGUAUCAAGAUUUAAAUCAAGUAGACAAAAUAGAUAA
This is a messenger RNA of Heterostelium album PN500, 1416 nucleotides long. It is a transcript of the gene rmp, whose product is annotated as RNA polymerase II subunit 5-mediating protein. Gene Ontology annotation, biological process: negative regulation of phosphatase activity; negative regulation of transcription by RNA polymerase II. The transcript is spliced from 5 exons. The record is from RefSeq and is a predicted model, not a curated record. NCBI's taxonomy places the organism in Eukaryota, Evosea, Eumycetozoa, Acytosteliales, Acytosteliaceae. Bases 1 to 1416 code for a protein of 471 amino acids. Gene Ontology annotation, molecular function: transcription corepressor activity; chromatin binding; phosphatase inhibitor activity.